Eptesicus fuscus (big brown bat) is the source of this 1651-nucleotide messenger RNA. Its product is annotated as tRNA (guanine(6)-N2)-methyltransferase THUMP3-like. Gene Ontology annotation, biological process: tRNA methylation. Lineage: Eukaryota; Metazoa; Chordata; Mammalia; Chiroptera; Vespertilionidae. Gene Ontology annotation, molecular function: tRNA (guanine) methyltransferase activity; RNA binding. The record is from RefSeq and is a predicted model, not a curated record.
UCGGCGGCGUGCGGGAGCCGGAAGGGUCUGCGCUGCGGGCCGAAUCUUGGAAGCACUGCCAACAUGUCUGAUGUUCAAGAAGCCACUAACCAACUUUUGCAUGUGAACCUUCAUGAGAAGCAGAGGGGUAUACACAUGACAGAAAGUGUCCCCAGAAGUGAGUCCGAGCAUCUUCGAGUCACUAUUGGAGCCACUGUACCUACUGGUUUUGAGCAAGCAGCUGCAGAUGAAGUGAGAGAGAAAUUGAGGUCAUCAUGCAAAAUCAGCAAAGCGGGGAAGAUAUAUUUUGACAUUUCAGCGGAAAGUUUGGCUCAGGUUCAUCGUCUGAGAUCAGUUGAUAAUUUAUUUGUGGUUGUUCAGGAGCUUAAAGAUUUCCAGUUCAAAGAAACAAAGGAAAAAGUCCUCAAGGAUUUUGAAGAAUUGGCUGGGAAGCUUCCAUGGUCAGACCCUUUAAAAGUAUGGAAAAUUAACACCAGUUUCAAGAAAAAAAAAACAAAGCGCAAAAAGUUAAAUCAGAAUUUAAGUAAAGAGAAGACUGAUAAUGGACGAGACAAAAGAGAGGAGAGAGAUGUCAAAAAAGAGUUGUCUAAUAAUUCCUUAGAUUCACAUAUUUUAGACUACUAUGAAAAGCCAGCCAUCAAAGAAGAGAUAUCAACAUUAGUAGGUGAUGUUUUGGCAUCUUGCAGAAAUGAGACUGAUGAGAGCUUAAAAGAAGACACUGAUCCCGAAGUGCUCAAGUUUAGAGUCACAUGCAACAGGGCAGGAGAGAAACAUUGCUUUUCCUCAAAUGAGGCUGCAAGAGAUUUUGGGGGUGCUGUUCAAGAUUAUUUUAAGUGGAAGGCUGACAUGACCAACUUUGAUGUGGAGGUGCUUUUGAAUAUCCAUGAUAAUGAAGUCAUUGUGGGAAUCGCAUUGACAGAAGAGAGCCUCCACCGAAGAAAUAUCACACAUUUUGGACAAACUCUAAGAUCUACUCUUGCUUAUGGGAUGCUCAGGCUCUGUUCUCCUCAACCUUCUGAUAGAAUAGUUGAUCCGAUGUGUGGAACAGGGGCAAUACCAAUAGAGGGGGCUACUGAAUGGUCUAACUGCUUUCAUAUUGCUGGUGAUAAUAAUCCAUUGGCUGUGAAUAGAGCAGCAAAUAACAUUUCAUCUUUACUGACCAAGAGCCAAAUUAAAGAAGGCAAAUUGUCCUGGGGCUUGCCCAUAGAUGCUAUUCAGUGGGACAUCUGCAAUCUGCCAUUGAGAACUGGCUCUGUGGACAUUAUUGUAACAGACAUGCCUUUUGGAAAAAGGAUGGGCUCUAAGAAAAGAAACUGGAACCUUUACCCAGCUUGCCUAUGGGAGAUGAGCCGUAUCUGUAAACCAGGGACAGGCAGAGCUGCACUACUUACUCAGGACAAGAAAUGCUUUACCAAGGCAUUAUCUGGAAUGGAACAUGUAUGGCGCAAAGUACACACUGUUUGGGUGAACAUAGGUGGUCUUCAUGCUGCAGUUUACCUUCUGAACCGUACACCUCAACCUUUUGUUCAUCCUUCAGGACAAGAUAAAGAGGAACUUCUAAGUGCAAAGAAUGAUUAAUAGUAUUUGUGCUUCCUGACACUGGAAAUGCCAGAAUUAUCUUGCUUUAAGAGAAAAAUAGUAUUUAGUAUUA